Molecule: messenger RNA, 1374 nt
Organism: Phycomyces blakesleeanus NRRL 1555(-)
Lineage: Eukaryota; Fungi; Mucoromycota; Mucoromycetes; Mucorales; Phycomycetaceae
Exons: 6
Molecular function (GO): protein binding
Source: RefSeq, a predicted model, not a curated record
CAAAGUCAUGCAAAGCAAUUAGCCGAACGUAAUGCCAUGGGUGAAUUCGAGGAUGCUUGGGACGACGAGAUUGAAGAAGAGUCCGAAAAUGAGGAAGGCAUGGAGGAAGAAGAGGAGGCUGGUGAAGGUAAAAAAAAAAGAAAAAAGAAUAGUAAUAAUAAGUUGAAGUUGUAUCUUCCGGGGCAACCCUUGGAAGAGGGUGAGGUUUUGGAGGCUGAUCAGUCUGUCUAUGUAAUGCUCCACAACCUUGACGUUCGUUUGCCUUUUCUCAGUUUCGAUGUUUUGGAGGAUAAGUUGGGUGACGAGCGAAAGAAUUUCCCUGCUACUGCAUUUGUAGCAGCUGGUACCUCUGUUCCCGGUGUACGCGACAACGAGAUUUUGGUUAUGAAGAUGUCUAACCUCCACAAGACACAACAGCAUGAUUCUGACGAUGAAGAGGAUCCUGAUGCUCUUGAUGAAGAUCCAGUGCUGGAGUAUAAGUCUAUCCCCCACGUUGGUUGUGUAAACCGUUUGAGAGUGAUGCCCCAGCAAAAGGAUAAUCAUAUUGCAGCAACCUGGUCAGAGACUGGUAAGGUUCACAUUUGGGAUCUCUCUCCUUAUAUGAACAACUUGAGUGUUCCUACUACUCCUCUGCCAAAGACUGCAAAACCUCUUUAUACUGUGCACAACCACGGACGUGAAGAAGGUUAUGCUCUUGAUUGGUCCCCUCUGGAUACUGGCCGCCUUUUGAGUGGUGACAACAAUGGUUUAAUCUACCAUACAACUGUUACUGCCUCUGGAUGCAACACCGAUUCGGUUGCUUUUAAAGAACACAAGUCUUCAGUUGAAGAUCUCCAAUGGUCUCCUUCUGAACGUAAUGUGUUUGCUUCUUGUUCAUCUGAUCAGACUGUCAAGAUCUGGGAUACUCGUAACAAAAAGCGUUCUGCAGUAAGCAUUCGUGCCAGCGGUUCGGACGUAAACGUAAUUACAUGGAACAAGAAAGCAAGCUACUUGCUUGCUAGUGGUCAUGAUGAUGGUGUAUUCAGCGUCUGGGAUCUUCGUAUGUUCAAAGGUGGGCCAGGUGCAGGACCUUCUCCAGUUGCUACUUUCAAAUGGCACACUGCUCCCAUUACCUCAAUUGAGUGGCAUCCUACCGAGGAGUCGGUCUUGGCUGUAUCUGGCGAUGAUGACCAGUUGACACUCUGGGAUCUCUCUGUUGAGCCCGACACUGAAGAAGAAGGCAGACUGACUAGCAAUGGUGUUGAGAUUCCUCCUCAGCUUCUAUUCGUUCAUCAGGGCCAGUCUCAGAUCAAGGAACUUCAUUGGCACAGACAGAUUCCCGGAUGUGUUCUCAGCACAUCAAACUCUGGUUUUAAUAUCUUCAAGACUAUCUCC